AUGACGUCUCCCGAAAACUCAACCGAUGCCCAGUUGUCUACAGAGGAACAGCCGUUGCGAGAGGUGGAGGACACAGCGAAGCAGGAGGAUGCAUCCAGAACUCUCAAGUACCACCUUUUGGGGCCUUCUCUAACCAAAGCUGGCCAGGACAAGGUUGACCAGACCAAGGUGUCUGAAAUUAUAUACAAUGCCUCAAAAGGUUCCAAAUAUUUCAAUCGCGAGGAAUUGCGUGACAAAGUACUCAGCCAGAAGAUCGAGCAGAUCCUAGCUAGAAAGCGGAGGCUGGAGAAGCUCGAUCUCACUCGCGAUUUGCGAAACGCCGAUCGGCUGCUCGCUGAACUCGAGGCCACACGUGACCUCUCCCAGCACAUCGUCCAUGUUGACUGUGAUGCAUUCUACGCAGCUGUGGAGCAGCUUGAGCGGCCCGAGCUGAAGGACGUUCCCUUCGCUGUCGGCGGAGGGGUGCUGACGACGUGUAACUACGUUGCCCGCCAGUUCGGCUGCAGAUCCGGAAUGGCCGGGUUCGUGGCGAAGAAGCUCUGCCCCCAGCUCGUGCUCUUGAAGCCCAACUUCCAAAAGUACAUUGCAAAGGCGAACGAGGUGCGGGAGGUCCUAGUCGACUAUGAUCCACGAUUCGAGAGCGCCAGCGUCGACGAGGCUUAUCUCAACAUCACCGAGUACUGCCGGGAGCACAACAUGGAGCCAGCCCAGGUCGUCGAGCAGAUGCGGAGAGAGAUCCACGAGAAGACGCAGGUCACUGUUUCGGCGGGGAUCGCCGCCAACGCUAAGCUGGCAAAGAUUUGUUCCAACAUGAACAAGCCCAAUGGCCAGUUCCUCCUACCCAGCGAGAGAGGUGCGAUCAUGACUUUUAUGCGUGACCUCCCCACACGCAAGGUCAAUGGGAUUGGGCGGGUUCUCGAACGAGAGCUUUUGGAAAUCGGAGUCAAAACCUGCGGCGACAUCUUCGCCGAGCGACAGUAUCUGUAUCAGCUCUUUGGCGAAAAGGCAUACGACUUCCUGCUGAGAAUUUACCUAGGUCUUGGGAGGACAUCAAUCCAACCGGCCGAGGAGUAUGAGCGGAAAAGUGUGGGAACUGAACGCACUUUCAGCGACCUGUCCGACCCGGCCAAGCUUAGGGAGAAGCUGCGGUCUAUUGCCGAGGAGUUGGAAAAGGACCUGAAGAGAGCCGAGUGCAAGGGGAGAACUCUCUGUUUGAAGGUGAAGCUGCACACCUUUGAAGUCCUCACCCGGCAGGUCGUUACCCCUCGGGCAUUCUAUCUCGCCGAUGAUCUCUAUAAUUUCGGCCUCCCAAUACUCGCAAAGAUUGAGCAAGAAAUACCAGGUCUCAAGCUGAGACUGAUGGGCCUGCGAUGCACACACCUCGUGAGCACCAAAAAGCCAGAUACCAUGGCCUUCUUCGGGUUCCGGCCACGAGCCGAGUCUCCUGCCGGACCAAGCAACCACCCCAAUGCCGCGAAAAGGAAGGCAGUCGACUUUGAGGAUGGAGAGGGCGAUGAGUUGGAGGCAGACCUGCUGGACCGAGAAAGUUCUCGUGACGAUACGCCCCAGGCAGAAGAGAACCUCUCAGGCCUUGGAUUUCGAAAAGAAGUAGCCCCCAACCCAGCCAAAGCAGAGCCUGUCGAAGAGGAGCUGUGGGACUGCCCGAUAUGUGGCCGGCCCCAAAAUGCGGACGAGCGCGCCUUCAACGAGCACAUAGAUCUGUGCCUCUCCCGUCAGGCCAUCCGCGAUACACUACAGACGGAUGUGCCCGAGCGUGUGACGCCCGAACCCAAGAAGUCUGAGCCCAAGAAACCCGAACCCAAGAGGCCCAAAGUGGCGGAGAAGAAACGCGGCCGCCCGCCGUCCGUCGACCCAAAGCAAAAGAAGCUCUUUUUUGGAUAA
This is a messenger RNA of Clonostachys rhizophaga, 1902 nucleotides long. The record is from the annotation of a GenBank genome assembly. Lineage: Eukaryota; Fungi; Ascomycota; Sordariomycetes; Hypocreales; Bionectriaceae.